Molecule: messenger RNA, 4437 nt
Organism: Pangasianodon hypophthalmus (striped catfish)
Lineage: Eukaryota; Metazoa; Chordata; Actinopteri; Siluriformes; Pangasiidae
Gene: gpr22b
Product: G protein-coupled receptor 22b
Exons: 3
Coding region: 1469-2788 (439 amino acids)
Biological process (GO): G protein-coupled receptor signaling pathway
Cellular component (GO): membrane
Molecular function (GO): peptide binding; G protein-coupled receptor activity
Source: RefSeq, a predicted model, not a curated record
AGAGAGAGUAGGAGUGGGGUGAGAGUGUGCAACAGCGUGCUGGGGUAGAUGAGCCAAGCUUUCACACACACGCUGACACACACCACAGCGUGAAGAGCGAAGCAGAGAUAGAGAGGGCAAUGUGUGUUCAUGUGUAUAUGUGUGUAAGCGAGAAGAAGAGAGAUAGAAAGCAGGCAUAAGGAGGACAGGACAAGAAAGUGUGAGGACUGCCUGUGUUUGCCUGUGUAUUCUCAUUUUCUUGGCACUCUUGACCAUUCAGAUGAUGAAAGGAAUAUGAAUGUUUAAUGCUCCUGUCCAGGGCAACUCUGGAAACCUCAGGGAAAUACCGUAGUGAAACCCUCAAGCAACAUAAUUCCUUUGACACCACUUGGGAUUUGUAAGAUUCUUAGGAAACGGGUACCUGCUGGGACUCCCUUUACAUUAGAGGCAUCUGGAGAAAUGGAGCUGAAAGGGAAUGUGCUUUUGAGGCAAUACUUGGUCCACACAAGCACCAGUCCAAUACCUUGUGGAAAUUUGCCAAGACAGGACCCAUGGCAAUAGGACUCAUCACUUAUCCUUUGUAUAAGUUGACUGUCCAUAAGGCAUAUGAAUCCAGUUUGCUCAGUGGAUCUUAUGCUGGAGAUGGGAAAUGUCAUUAUUUACAUGAACAAACAAAACAGUGGCAUGAAAUAAAUGACUAAAUGCACUUCAGUAGAAGGAGAUGGAUUUAUUAUUCACCACAGCAAUGACAAAAUCUGGAUUUAUGGGCUACUGUUAACAAGGGGGAUGAAAGUCCCCCCUCCAUAGACACAUAACCGCUCAUAAGGGCUGACCUCACCAAUACUGUGACCUUGGUUUCCUCGGUGGAGGCUUAUGUAAAUCAACAACAGCAAAUCAAUAAGGACUUAUCACCGUGCUUGGUCCAUAAAAUCUUAAUUAUGGGAAUACAGUGCAGCCAACAGAAAGGCACAUUGAUAUAGGGCAGGGUCAUUUGAAUCCUAUGAAUAACUGGAAGCAUCUGAAGCUUUUAAGACUGUUAUUUUUAAACCUGAAGUGGAUGUAUUAAUAGAUCAACACAUCAACUUUGCUCCGAAUCAUUCCAAACGAUCCACUGGAUUUCCUUUAUGGGUUUUAGUACUGUAUCUAAUUGCAUGAAACUGGGACAAAAAGGGGUUUCUAAAUGGGAGAAAUAUAGGACAGUUUUAUCUAUGACCCACAGGGAAUGUGGAUACUGGCCUAUUACUGUUAAACCAGAACAUGGCUGUGGCCCAAGGGUUGCAAUCAGUUUGAUAAAAAAAUAAAGAAGUGCCAACCUAUUGUGGAAACCAGGAGAUGUGAAUUCCCUGCUGGACUGCAAGGAUUACAAAAGGUGCAAAACUCUCCUUUGAAAAUGCCUGGGUGUGAUGUUCAACUUGGACUCCACCCAGACUCUUCCGGGCCAACCACAGGCUGUGGAUACUGAGAGAGACAGAGCUCUGGAGAGGGGAUAAUGCACAAGCCUAUCCCUUCAGCACAGGAGGAAGAAGGCACCAUGAGUAACGUUACAGUCUUGGACAUCACUGAGACCGUAAGCCCUGCCAUGACGGCGGACGAACCUCACCCCUACCCCCUCAGCUUCCAGGUCUCCCUGACCGGCUUCCUGAUGCUGGAGAUAGUGCUGGGCCUGAGCAGCAACCUCACUGUGCUCGUCCUGUACUGCAUGAAGUCCAACCUGGUCAACUCUGUUAGCAACAUCGUGACCAUGAACCUGCACGUGCUCGAUGUGCUGGUGUGCGUAUGCUGCAUCCCCCUGACCAUUGUUGUGCUGCUUCUCUCACUUCAAGGUGACACUGUGCUGGUCUGCUGCUUCCAUGAGGCCUGCGUGUCCUUCGCUAGCGUGGCUACGGCAGCAAAUGUGCUAGCCAUCACACUCGACCGCUAUGAUAUCUCUGUCAAACCAGCCAAUCGUGUGCUGACCAUGGGCCGAGCGGUGGCUCUGUUGGGGGGUAUCUGGGUGCUAUCUUUUCUUAGUUUCCUGGUGCCCUUCAUUGAGGUGGGCUUCUUAGGACCAGAGCCAACCAAAGCCAACCAGACUGCUGUAGUGCACGUUAACGAGUACUACACAGAGUUAGGCCUGUAUUACCACCUGGUUGCACAGAUCCCUAUCUUCUGCUUCACUGCUGUGGUCAUGCUGGUCACUUACUCUAAAAUCCUGCAGGCGCUGAACAUCCGCAUCGGAACACGCUUCCAUGCCUCACAGAAGAAGAAGAAGAUGCGAUGGAAAAAGAACAUCUCACUCAUGUCGUCCUCACAACAGCAGCUGCCUGAAGUCGCAGAUGGCUCUCAGGGCAGCAGUGGGAACCGUAAUGUGCCACUGGGCAUGAGAACCUCAGUGUCUGUGAUCAUUGCUCUGCGGCGAGCUGUGAAACGCCACCGCGAGCGGCGGGAGAGACAGAAGCGGGUGUUCCGCAUGUCACUCCUUAUCAUCUCCACUUUCCUGCUGUGCUGGACCCCUAUUACUGUUCUAAACAGCAUCAUCCUCAGCACAGGCCCCAGUGACCUCAAUGUAAAGCUGCGUCUGGGCCUUCUGGUCAUGGCGUAUGGAACAACAGUCUUCCAUCCGCUCCUGUACGCUUUCACGCGGCAGAAAUUUCAAAAGGUUCUAAAAAGUAAGAUGAAAAAGCGGGUGGUGUCCAUCAUCGAGACAGAUCCAAUGCCCACCAAUUCAGUCAUAAAAAACUCAUGGAUUGAUCCAAAGAGGAAUAAAAAAGUGACAUUCGAGGAUCAUGAAGCCAAACAAAAGUGUCUAUCGUCUGAGGAUGUUGACUAAGUACCAGUACUUGCAGGAACACCAGUACACAUUGUAGCCUCAAAAACUGAACUUUUAAAAUCUUCAUUAUGGUCAUAGUGGAAAGAGACUGACUCAAGUGUGUGCUACAGAUGGAACUGCUUCAGAUGUGAAUAUAUGAAUUAAUAUCAGUUUAUUACUAUUUAUAUGAACUUCAGAUUUAGUAUAAUAGUAUGACAUUCACUGUGCUGUUGAAAACUGCAUGUUUUUAUAACACUGUAUAUAUAAUUCAAUAAUUGAGAUGUGUAUAUACACACAUAAAAUACUGUAUGUAUCGAUAUUAGAAUACAUAGGCAACACAUACAAGUAUUUGUAAUAAAUUAGGCAAAAAGAUGUUUCUGGGGUUCAACACACAUAUAAUUGCUGCUCUGUCCAGCAGAGAGCAGCUCACCUUUGACCCUUGCUGAUGCAAUACCACUUUUAUGGCCCAUCGUUUUAUUACAUUGUCCCCCUUUGUGUUCUUCUCUUGAACUAGCAAGUUAACUAUGAACAAACACAGUUAGUUGUAGCAAAAAAGGCAAGCAAGCGAACAUCACUUGAGCAUCAACUAAUUGGCAUUAUGCCUUACACCAAGUGCCUUGAGAGCAAGGGAAAUGCCUGGUUUGUUUCAACACUGCAGAAUGUAAAAGGAGACUGGACAGUCAUUCACCUUAUUUUCCACACAGACAAUAUGCUCUUCUGUUCAAGGACAUUGCUGUGUUCAGUACACAAACUCGGGUUUUCUUUCCAAUAUUGAAGGGCAUCCAGGCUCAGUAAAAGAGCUUAAUUUAGGAUAGCCUCCACAUCAAUAUUACAGUAAGCCAUGUGGCACUGGCUUGUCCUGCAUCACACAGGGGAAGAUCAAUGUUAAACAGGCAGUGGAGGCUUAAAUUUACAGCUGUCCAUCCCAGAGGCAUAAAUUAUGGGGGAAAAAAUUCAAUCAUCAAUUUCCAUCAACCAAAGGCAUGUCUGUUUAAGAUUUUUGUCUGUUUUUCAUACACAGACACCCAGAUGAGAACUGUUUCUCACUACUGCGGGGGGCCAUUUCCUAUUUUUGAGCCCAGCUGUUUAAUGUGCGGGAGCAUUGCACAUCUAAUAAAAUGCCUGAGCUCCCUGUCUGAUCAAGGUCACUUUUGUUUUGACAGCCAAAACUGUAAUAAGGAAUUCAACCCAGCCAGCAUGGCCCCUAUUGACUUUCAUAAUGUUUGGCUUUUCAGAGCAAUCAAAAAAGGUCAUUAGCACAAAGUCAGCUCCCUGCUUCAUGUUUAUAGAGCUUUAGUUUUAAAUGUCAGAUGCAGCUCCUGUCUUGCUCAUUUUAACUUAAACAGGGAAGAAGAACAAGAGAUUGAACAUAUUUGAUUACGGCUGGUUCGCAUGUGUAAGCGUGGACAUGUGUGAAACCAAGUGAGCGAGGGAAUGUGUGAUGUUGUGUGAUUGUUCUGUGCUGCGUGUGGGAGUGUGGGAGCGCAUCUGACAGAUUUAAUGGAUGAUAACAGAAGUGUUAUACAGGUGGAGUAAAGUGGGACGCUGCCCUGUAACUCUUUGCAUCUCAUUACAUUCGAGUCUUUCUACUAUCUCUGUCUUGCUGCCAUUAUAUUAGAUUAUUGAAUUGAAUUUAUUUGCCUUUUUUGGACUAAUUAGUACUUUGCAUA